This is a messenger RNA of Populus trichocarpa (black cottonwood), 1525 nucleotides long. RefSeq names its product zinc finger protein WIP2. Gene Ontology annotation, cellular component: nucleus. The transcript is spliced from 2 exons. Gene Ontology annotation, biological process: anatomical structure development; regulation of gene expression. Gene Ontology annotation, molecular function: DNA-binding transcription factor activity. The record is from RefSeq and is a predicted model, not a curated record. Bases 268 to 1278 code for a protein of 336 amino acids. Lineage: Eukaryota; Viridiplantae; Streptophyta; Magnoliopsida; Malpighiales; Salicaceae.
UUAGUCACACCUCACAAGUGAUAUCUUGUCUCUCCUUUUUUACUCAAAUAUUGGGUUUGCUUUAUCAACUCUGAUCUUGUUCAUUUCUCUUUGAACCCUUCCCUCAUACACUUCUUUUAAUUUGGUGAUCUUGUUCAGGCUCCACCUUAUAAGAACUUUUAGCCAUCUUUAGUCCUUGUUUUGCUCUCUCUCUCUCUCUCUCUCUCUCUCUCUCUAACAGCCUAUCCAUCUACCAAGUAACUGUUUUCUCCUCCCACUUUUUCAAUCAUGGCUGAUCCCUAUUCCAAUUACUUCAAUGGGUGGUAUAACUUCAAGCUCCACCACAAUUUAUCAGCCUCAGCGUCUUCUUCCAAUCCAUCACUAUAUGCAUCCUAUGGAUGCAAUACGUACUCAGAUAAUAAUACUAUCCACAACAGCUCUUUCAUUCAGUUCUGUCAGUCCUCAUCACCUCCCUCUCCUCCUCUAAGAGAAGCUCUUCCACUUCUUAGUUUAAGUCCAACGAGGCAUGAACAUCAACAGGAGUCCUCAUGCAGUGCCAUGGAAGUGGACAAGAACAAGGAAAGAGAAGAAAGCCUAUGUGAUGGUGAAACUGUGACUGUAGCUCUACAUUUAGGGCUACCUAGUCCUUGUUCUGCUGAUCUGGUCUCAAGGCUGUCUUCCUCUGAGAUCUCAUCAGACAAAGAAGACGUAACUGCUGCUUCUGGUUAUCAAACAAGCAGUACUCUUAACAAGGGUCAGUAUUGGAUCCCCACACCUUCUCAGAUUCUGAUUGGUCCUACUCAGUUUUCAUGUCCACUAUGCUUCAAGACCUUCAACAGAUACAACAACAUGCAGAUGCAUAUGUGGGGGCAUGGAUCUCAGUAUAGGAAAGGGCCAGAAUCUCUAAGAGGUACACAGCCAACAGCAAUGCUUAGGCUCCCUUGUUAUUGCUGUGCACCGGGGUGCAGAAACAACAUUGAUCAUCCAAGAGCAAAGCCGCUCAAGGAUUUUAGAACGCUUCAAACUCAUUACAAGAGAAAGCAUGGAAUCAAGCCUUUCAUGUGCAGAAAAUGUGGCAAGGCAUUUGCUGUGAGAGGUGAUUGGAGAACUCAUGAGAAGAAUUGUGGCAAGCUUUGGUAUUGCACUUGUGGAUCUGAUUUCAAGCACAAAAGGUCCCUCAAAGAUCACAUCAAGUCAUUUGGGCAUGGCCAUUCAGCAAAUGGCAUUGAUUUCUUCGAAGAAGAUGAUGAGCCAGCCUCUGAAAUUGAGCAAGACAAUGAUUCCACUCAGCGAAACUAAAGGCUAAUAGCUGUUGGAAACAAGAUCAUGUUAAUUCUCAGUUGAUACCUCUUGUGUUUUCACACAAAACCAUUGCUCUUUAGAUCAGCAAGAAGCCUAUUUAAGCAUUAGAGUUACUUUAAAUCCCAUGCUCUCUCUCUUUCUUUUUUCUUUUUAUGUGUUUCUGCUACUCCCUUUCUCACUUUAGUAGCUGCUUAGUUUAGCAGACUCCUCAUUAAUUGAUCAAUGUUAGACUAAGUUUCUGCAA